Pistacia vera is the source of this 597-nucleotide messenger RNA. Its product is annotated as glutathione transferase GST 23-like. NCBI's taxonomy places the organism in Eukaryota, Viridiplantae, Streptophyta, Magnoliopsida, Sapindales, Anacardiaceae. The record is from RefSeq and is a predicted model, not a curated record. The transcript is spliced from 3 exons. Gene Ontology annotation, molecular function: glutathione transferase activity. Bases 4 to 597 code for a protein of 197 amino acids. Gene Ontology annotation, biological process: glutathione metabolic process. Gene Ontology annotation, cellular component: cytoplasm.
AGCAUGGGCGAAGUGAAGUUGAUUGGGUCAACUAUAAGCCUAUUCUGCACUAGAAUUGAAUGGGCUCUCAAGCUUAAAGGGGUUGAAUAUGAAUACAUAGCAGAAGAUUUACAGAACAACACUUCAUUUCUUCUUAAAUCUAAUCCUGUGCAUAAGAAGGUUCCUGUGCUCGUUCACAAUGACAAACCCAUUGCUGAAUCACUGGUAAUUUUGGAAUACAUAGAUGAGUUGUGGAAGGAGAAGCCUUUGUUGCCUGAAGAUCCAUAUGACAGAGCCUUGGCUCGAUUCUGGGCUAAAUUCGGUGAUGAAAAGUGUUUGAGCAUGGGAGCAUAUAGAGCUUGCUGGCAAGAAGGAGAAGAGAAGGAGAAAGCAAUGGAGUGUGCAAUAGAGUCAUUUACAUAUCUUGAGAAGUUAAUUGAAGGAAAGAAAUAUUUCAGAGGAGAAGAAAUAGGAUAUUUGGAUCUAGUAUUGGGUUGGAUCCCUCACUGGCUAAACAUAAUGGAAGAAGUUGGAGAAAUGAAGGUUGUUGAUGUAGAGAAGUUUCCUUUGAUUCAUGAAUGGUAUUUGUUUGAUGGAUUUUGCAAAAAUACAAAGUGA